Mucor velutinosus is the source of this 1359-nucleotide messenger RNA. Its product is annotated as Bifunctional purine biosynthesis protein PurH. NCBI's taxonomy places the organism in Eukaryota, Fungi, Mucoromycota, Mucoromycetes, Mucorales, Mucoraceae. Bases 1 to 1359 code for a protein of 452 amino acids. The transcript has 3 exons. The record is from RefSeq and is a predicted model, not a curated record.
AUGGACAAUAACUACAGAACCAUUCGCACUCAAGUUUCUCCCCUCGAUGCUAUCAAGACAGAGAUGCUGGAGCUCAAGGCUUUUGUUGGUGAACUCAAGGAAGAGUCUAAGCUUAAUCGUGAUCUUUUAUUGGAACUCAUCAAGCAGUUGUCUCCUACCUUUCCUCCCGUUCAACCCACGAAUGAUGGUGUUUUUGGCAAUAAAACUGAUGUCGGAAGAGUGAUUGCUACAGCGCGUAACUUGGCUCCUGCUCCUGUAGGAAACCCUAAUUUGCGUGGCCCUCGCGAUAUAAAUCCAGUUGUCCCUGAGAUUUUGGAGUACUGGAUCAACUCUGGCAAGGUUAACUCCCAAGGAAAUGCCAUUUACCCUGAUGCCAGAACUCGUUUGCUUGGCCUCAUUAACUUUAGUAUGAAGUCAAGUGGGGACGUCAAUGAAAGGGGUUACACUUUCAAUCAUCCGAUUGUCGUUGCUCAAUACAAAGCCCUUCGCAAGAUGUGUCUAGUUUAUCACCAACGUCUUCUUGAUGAAUACUAUUAUGUCAACGAUUUGGCCGUAGAUGACAAGGUCGUUCCAGCUUGGAGUCGUGUGGAUGAGGCAUUAAUCCUGAAGCAUGCUCUGUAUUUUGAAGCACAUGCGCAGAAGUAUGGGUUCAUCUUGCAUCGUUGUACCAACAGCUGGGGUGCCACGGCUCUGUUGGCUUCUGUCCACAAGACUCGCCGCCGUUCUGCAACAAGAGCUAUUGGUAGUACUUCUGACAGUAGCUCUUUUGAUGGUUUCUCGUCUUCUGUUUCUCUUUCUGGUAAUGGAGCUACUGGCAAUUGUCCUGGUGGUGAUGAUGGCCCAGAUGAGGGUGAAGAUGACGAUGAUAAUGAAGAUUUCCGCAACUCUACUGCUGGUCGCUUAACUGCAUCAAGAAGCGUACAUGCAACCCCAAUGGUUCCAAGAGACCCUAGUGAAUCUUACCUAGACUAUAGCUGGAGUUCCUGUUCCUCUUCAGAUUUGAUGAGCACUGUAAAGCGCUUCGUUGAAUAUUACAAGUAUCGCUUUGGACCUGCGCUUGAUAUUGAAAAUAAUCCAAGCUAUCAUUUCAUGUACUACGCACGAGCUUGUGAUUAUGAAAGAGUGCUAACGAAGCGUUUGAAUGAUGCCAGUCUGGAAGGAAAAAGCAAAGUCAAUUAUACAAUGAUGCAGUGUGUCUAUUCUUCUCUUAUAGUAGCAAUGUGCUUUACAAUGGAGGGGGAACACGUUGAUGACUUUCAAAAGCUUUCGGAUCGUUGGAUAACGUAUGUUUGGGGAGAGUGGGCUUUGAAUGAUGAUGCUGAUGACUAUUACUACUCUGAUGGUUAUGACAUGCUGUAA